AUGGCAUCUACUCGAGUUGCCAACUCAAGUUUUAGGGCGGUUCGAGCUGCCUCAAUCCGCCCAGCAGCUGCAUGGAGACAGCAAUGUCUAUACCACUCGUACGACUACGCCCAACCGCCACCGUUCCCUCCUGCUGAAGCCGCGAUUCUGUCCGCCGCAUAUUCACACGUACCGAACCAUGGUUUUACAAUAGACACACUGAAGCUCGGUGCUCGCGAUACCGGAUAUCUGGACGUCUCCACGAACCUACUACCACGCGGGGUGUUCGAUUUGAUCAACUAUCACCUCGUCACACAGCGACUGGCGUUACAGAACAGUGUGCAGUUCCCGGAUGACGGCGCAGCUACAAAGAAGAUGGGUGUGGGGGCUAAGGUUAGGACGUUGACACUGGCGCGGUUACGGGCGAAUAAGCCUGUUAUACAUCGAUGGCAGGAGGCGCUUGCAAUCAUGGCUCAGCCGACAUACGUUGCCCCAUCCGUCGCCGAAUUAGCAAAACUCGCAGACGAGAUAUGGUUUCUUUCAGGCGACCAAAGUGUCGAUAGCAGCUGGUACACAAAACGGGCAACACUAUCCGCGAUAUACUCCUCUACUGAGGUUUUCAUGACGCAAGACAAGUCGGCAAAUUUUGUCGAGACAGAACAGUUCCUGGACAAUAGGCUAGAGGACCUGACGAAAAUUGGUGGCUUUUUGGGAGGCCUGGGUGAAUGGUUGAAUUAUACAGGUCAUUCUGCCAUUAAUGUGCUCAGGAGUAAGGGCGCACGCAUUUGA
Molecule: messenger RNA, 768 nt
Organism: Cucurbitaria berberidis CBS 394.84
Lineage: Eukaryota; Fungi; Ascomycota; Dothideomycetes; Pleosporales; Cucurbitariaceae
Product: ubiquinone biosynthesis protein COQ9
Exons: 2
Coding region: 1-768 (255 amino acids)
Biological process (GO): ubiquinone biosynthetic process
Cellular component (GO): mitochondrial inner membrane
Molecular function (GO): lipid binding
Source: RefSeq, a predicted model, not a curated record